GUUCCCAAUACCGGACCUCUCUGUCAGCGAGUGAAAUAAAUCUCAAAAUAGUUGAGAAAUUAAGUAGGUACAUAAUAUUUCCAACUUUUUAAGUUCAUUUAGUCGAUGUUUUCAUUGUUUUCUUAACUGGCAACAAAAAAGAAAGUGGCCAGUAGUAUGGCAUGUUGGUUGGAUGAAAAAAAUUGUUCCUUUUGAAGAAGUUCAACAUGGCAGGAGAUCAGGCGCAAUUUUAUCAGUUGCUAAAUACUUUACUUUCAACCGAUAAUGAUAUCAGAUCCCAAGCAGAGGACGCAUACAACAACAUUCCAACAGAAACAAAAGUAGUGCACCUAGUGAAUUCAAUUCAAAAUGCAGACAUUGCCGAAGAUGUGCGUCAAACGGCGGCCGUGCUGUUACGAAGAUUAUUUAGUGCAGAAUUCUUUGAGUUCUUCCCGAAAUUGCCAUUUGAGCAGCAGACAGUGCUCAGAGAACAAUUGUUACUCACCCUUCAAAUGGAUCUUUCCCAGUACUUACGAAGAAAGGUUUGUGAUGUAGUCUCUGAACUGGCUAGGAAUCAUAUUGAUGACGAUGGCAACAACCAGUGGCCUGAGUUCCUACAGUUCAUGUUUACCUGUGCCAGUGCGCAAGAUCCAAACAUCAAAGAAGCUGGUAUUAGAAUGUUUACAUCUGUACCAGGUGUAUUUGGAAAUCGUCAGACUGAAAACUUGGAUGUGAUAAAAGGCAUGUUAAUAUCUGCUUUGCAGCCAAAUGAAUCAAUGGCUUUGCGAACUCAGGCAGUUAAAGCUGUAGGCGCCUUUAUACUACUACACGAUAAGGAGCCCAUCAUACAAAAGCAUUUCAGUGAUGUUCUUCUACCUUUGAUGCAGGUAAUAGUUCUGUCUAUUGAAGCAGCUGAUGAUGACUCUGCAUUGAAAGUACUCAUUGAGUUAGCAGAAUCAACACCUAAAUUUCUCCGACCCCAGCUGGAGACCAUAUUCCAAGUUUGCAUAAAGGUGGUUGGGGACAAAGAUGCUGAAGAUAACUGGCGCCAACUGGCACUUGAAGCGAUGGUAACAUUAUGUGAGACAGCACCAGCCAUGGUGCGUAAACAAGUGCCCAAUGCCGUGAGCAUGCUCACUCCACUUGUACUUGAGAUGAUGUGUGAGCUUGAUGAAGAGCCUGACUGGACCAUACAGGACAACACUGCUGAUGACGAUAAUGACCAGAAUUAUGUGGCAGCAGAAUCAGCAUUGGACCGCAUGUGCUGUGGUCUUGGUGGCAAGAUAAUGCUGGGACUUAUUGUGGGACAAGUACCUGUAAUGUUGCAAUCUGAAGAUUGGAAGAGACGCCAUGCUGCCUUGAUGGCUGUCUCCUCAGCUGGUGAAGGGUGUCAUAAACAGAUGGAACAGAUGCUCGACCAAGUUGUUACUGCUGUUCUUAAUUACCUGAGUGACCCUCAUCCCCGAGUACGUUAUGCAGCUUGCAAUGCAGUAGGGCAAAUGUCAACUGAUUUUGCACCAGUGUUUGAAAAAAAAUUCCACAGCAAAGUUGUACCUGGACUUCUGAUGGUGCUCGAUGAUAAUGCUAACCCGCGUGUACAGGCUCAUGCAGCAGCUGCUUUAGUAAACUUCAGUGAAGACUGUCCCAAACCUAUCUUGACUCUGUAUCUUGACCCAUUAAUGAAAAAGCUAGAGGCCGUCCUAACUACAAAAUUUAAAGAGUUGGUUGAAUGUGGUACAAAACUGGUACUCGAACAGAUUGUGACAACAAUCGCCUCAGUUGCAGACACUGUUGAGAAAGACUUUGUCAAAUAUUAUGACAGACUCAUGCCCUGUCUGAAGUAUAUAAUUGCCAAUGCUACUACUGAUCAACUUAAGAUGCUGCGUGGCAAGACAAUAGAGUGUGUCAGUUUGAUUGGACUAGCUGUUGGAGAAGAGAAAUUCAUGUCUGAUGCAUCUGAAGUGAUGGAUUUACUUCUUAAGACCCACACAGAAGGUGAACAGUUGCCUGCUGAUGAUCCUCAGACAUCAUAUCUUAUCUCAGCUUGGUCUAGAAUUUGCAGAAUAAUGGGCAAGAAAUUCUCACAAUAUUUACCGAUGGUUAUGGAGCCGGUAAUGCGUACAGCAGCAAUGAAGCCAGAAGUAGCACUUCUUGAUAAUGAAGAUUUAGAAACCAUUGAAGGAGACCUUGAUUGGCAUUUUGUCACACUAGGCGAACAACAAAACUUCGGCAUUAAAACUGCUGGACUUGAAGACAAAGCUUCUGCUUGUGACAUGUUAGUUUGCUAUGCUCGAGAACUAAAGGAAGCAUUUGCUGAAUAUGCUGAAGACGUUGUAAAGCUAAUGGUGCCCAUGUUGAAGUUUUAUUUUCACGAUAAUGUGAGAACUGCUGCAGCAGAAUCCCUGCCUUAUCUCCUUGAAUGCGCCCGCAUUCGCGGCCCGCAGUAUAUUCAAGGAAUGUGGGCUUACAUAGUUCCUGAACUGCUUAAAGCCAUUGACUCUGAGCCCGAACAAGAAGUGCAAGUUGAACUGCUCAACAGCUUAGCCAAAUGUAUCGAACUUUUGGGCAUGGGUUGCCUUUCUAACAAUGAGAUGAUGGCAGAAGUCUUGCGUAUUCUCAACAAACUAUUAACUGAACAUUUCGAACGGGCUACUGAAAGGCGACAAAAGCGUGCCGACGAAGAUUAUGAUGAGGUCUUAGAAGAACAAUUAGCUGAUGAAGAUAAUGAGGAUGUGUACAGUUUGUCUCGCGUAGCAGAUGUAUUACAUGCGCUCAUGUCUGCUUACCGCGAUUCGUUCUAUCCUCAUUUCGACACGUUGUUGCCCCAUCUUGUGCAGCUACUUGCGCCUAAUAGGCCUUAUUCUGAUCGCCAGUGGGCCAUUUGUAUUUUUGAUGACAUAAUAGAAUUCGGAGGUAAGUCAUUUUGUCACAGCCGAAAUAAAAUCGUUAAUAGUUUAUAUGCUCUGAGACAGAUGUUAUUCACUGCAGGUCCUGCUUGUGUGAAGUAUCAAGAUAUAUUCCUGGAGCCAAUGUUGAAUGCAUUACGUGAAUCUGAACCGGAAGUGCGUCAAGCCGCGGCCUACGGUUGCGGCGUGCUAGCACAGUUUGGUGACGUACAGUUUGCAGCCGCCUGCGCACGAGCUGUACCUCUUUUGGCCGCCAUUGUCGCAGAGCCGGACGCACGCUCUCUUGAAAAGAUCAAUGCAACUGAAAAUGCUAUAUCUGCCGUCGCUAAAAUUAUCAAAUACAAUCAUUCGCAAAUAAAUAGGGAUGAAAUCAUCACGCAUUGGCUGACAUGGUUACCGGUGACUGAAGAUACCGAAGAAGCGCCUCACGUGUACGCCUUAUUAUGCGAGCUCGCGAGCAGCGGACACGGCGCUUUAUCGACACCUGAUGCCCCGCAACGUGUGCUGGCCACACUCGCCGAAGCGUUUCGCGCCGACGCUGUACCAAACGAUAACCCUGUCUAUGCGCAAAUGGUUGCAUUACUUCGACAGAUACAGGUAAAUAUUAUUGUUAAUUGUUAUUAUUAAUAUAAAUUUAAUAAAUAGGUAUUGAUUGGUUCGUUAAUCACCUCAGAUAUUUGGGUUUUAUUCUUGAACUGAGUCACUGUUUUGAUGAAGGAUGAGGUUGGUUGAUUGGUUUUGAGAUGAAUGUGUUCUUGUCUGGUAUGUAUUUCUGGCACCAAUUUAUGUUCCAUGUCUUCUGUUAUUUUUGAUUUUAAAUAAACAUAAAAAAAUUACUUCAAAUAAAUACUUUUUCCUUUUCAGUCAAAUGCCGAAUUAUUUAAUUCAUGUCUCAUGACUUUAAGUAACGACCACAAGGAAGCUCUUCAGAUAGCUCUGUCCACAUAGUAACGACGCCCUAUCGACGCCCUGCACCUUAUUCUGGCUACUCCCGCUACUUAUAAAUUAUUGCACGUUAUUUUAAUGGCAUAACAUGUAUUUAUUGUGAAAGCUCAAGGAGCUGAUGACUGUUCAUGGAAUUAUUGUUAUAAUUAUAAAAUUGUCAAUACAUCACUCCAUUUGUUAAUUGUUUUCUUUCGAGAAGAAUAAUAAUAGUUUUCAUAUAAGUGCUUAUAUUGGGCUGAUUCGAAUUGCUGUGAUAUACCUUACCGGUUUAUGCCUGGUGAAAUGGUGCGAUUGCAUUUCUCCAUAUUUACGGUCAUGUCAACAGUUCCGUGAUUGUACAUAUUAGAAGUUCGAAAUGACGAAAGAUGGCCUGAUUUGACAAAAUCGAAACUGAUAACGCACUACGUUAUGUAGUAUGUUAUGCUGCUUUGUUAAUAUCUACAUUAUUGCUUGGAGUGUGUACAUACUAUUUUGGUUAUAAUUUAUUGAAGUCUUAAUACAAUAAUAUGCAGCGUUGCAUUAUAAUCUCACUGUUGAAAAUAAACAAACUGUUAGUUGUAAAUUGGGCUGUCUACCUACAUUUGAUAAAAUUACUACACGGAGAACUAGGUGGUCAUUUCAGCAAAACUUCGUGUUUAUUAAGAAGUAAUUUUAUUCAAUUAUAUAUGUAUUGUAUACACAUAUUUGUUUAAACAAAAAAUAAAAAUAUUGACAUUA
This is a messenger RNA of Bombyx mori (domestic silkworm), 4547 nucleotides long. RefSeq names its product importin-5 (gene Karybeta3). The record is from RefSeq and is a predicted model, not a curated record. The transcript has 15 exons. The coding region runs from base 207 to 3512 and encodes 1101 amino acids. NCBI's taxonomy places the organism in Eukaryota, Metazoa, Arthropoda, Insecta, Lepidoptera, Bombycidae. Gene Ontology annotation, biological process: protein import into nucleus. Gene Ontology annotation, molecular function: nuclear import signal receptor activity. Gene Ontology annotation, cellular component: cytoplasm; nucleus.